GUGUUGCAAUCGAUGUGGAGCGGUUCCGUGGUCUAAUGGUAUGUUUGUGACAGACAAGGUUCAUGGAUGGAGUAUACAUACCGUGUAUUUGAAGGACAUAUAUAGUUUCCAUGACGACCGUCAUCAUGUUCAUCCCAUCAGCGCUAAGUAUAUUUCUUCUCGCCGCCAUCUUCUCCAGGGCAUCGGGUUGCGAAUGUGCCACGGAACCGGCUUUCUGCUCUGUAGGAUUUGGUAUCAGAGGAACGGUUACGGGUAUCCGAGGCAAUGUCACUGCCGGUGAUUUAAUUACAUACACUGUUCGGAUAGCCGAAGUAUACCGCAACUCAACAGACGGCAUCUCCGUCGACAAUUCAGUCGACAUUAUUACUAUCAGUUCAGCCAAAGCCUGUGGUAUACCCGACUUACAAGAGAAUGUGACGUAUCUACUUUCUGGAGGUGUCGUGUUCGGUAGCUAUCAUCUGCACACAUGCAAUUCUGUGGUCGUCGAAUACAGCGACUACGUCGACAACAAGGAUCGCCAUGAAGAUGUCGACAUUCCUUGCUCAGCCACAUUGUCGUCGAUGACCGUCAGUGCCUUCGUCGUCGUCUUUGUCGCUCUACUCGACCAUGUUUUCUUCCCCUGA
Messenger RNA from Lytechinus variegatus (green sea urchin), 623 nucleotides. RefSeq lists its product as uncharacterized. Gene Ontology annotation, biological process: negative regulation of membrane protein ectodomain proteolysis; negative regulation of endopeptidase activity. Gene Ontology annotation, cellular component: extracellular matrix. The record is from RefSeq and is a predicted model, not a curated record. Gene Ontology annotation, molecular function: protease binding; metalloendopeptidase inhibitor activity. Lineage: Eukaryota; Metazoa; Echinodermata; Echinoidea; Temnopleuroida; Toxopneustidae. The transcript is spliced from 4 exons. Bases 111 to 623 code for a protein of 170 amino acids.